GCCGGGCCAGUAAAAAAAGCCGCUCUGCGCGCGCCAGCGGUAACAGUUGUGAUAGCGCAGUGGUAGUGGAUGCAGGUACCAUGGCUGGUGGAAAGGCAGGCAAGGACUCCGGCAAAGCGAAAGCCAAGGCGGUAUCACGCUCGGCUCGGGCGGGACUUCAGUUCCCCGUCGGCCGUAUCCACAGGCACCUCAAGAACCGGACGACGAGCCAUGGGCGCGUCGGUGCCACGGCCGCAGUGUACAGCGCCGCCAUCCUCGAGUAUCUCACCGCCGAGGUACUUGAGUUGGCUGGCAAUGCCUCUAAGGAUCUCAAGGUGAAGCGUAUCACUCCUCGCCAUCUGCAGUUGGCCAUCCGUGGAGACGAAGAGUUGGACUCGCUCAUCAAGGCAACCAUCGCUGGUGGUGGUGUUAUUCCACAUAUCCACAAGUCGCUCAUCGGCAAGAAGGGGUCGCAGAAGCCCGUAUAAAUUUUUUCCCAGUUAGUGUAAAUGUUUGCCCAUAAGGUGUGGCUUAGGCCCAGGGACCUUUGCUGCCAUGGAUGUGCUUGAUUGAUUGUGUUAAAAAAGGAUGCUUGCUUGUGCAUCUCCAUGGCUGAGGAAGAGAGAGAGAGAGAGAGAGAGAUAGAGAUAGAGAGGGGUCCCUUGAUGGAAUAGGGAGGUAUUUCGAGAUGUUUUUGUCAUUUAAAAGUGGCCAGCCUCCCAUAAACCAUUUAAAAGAAAACACGCAUCCCCAAAGACUUUUUUAAAAAUAGGAGUUGCUCUACCUCUUUAAAGAAGGCUUCAUUUUUUUUUAUUUUUGGACACUGGUGAGACAGGAGCUUGAUCACAUUACAUCAAGCAUAUUUGGGGAAUGGCAGUGCUCAAAGAAGGACAGAUAAAAUGUUAAAAGGCCAUAAUUGGUACAAGAUCUUUGUUAAGGAUUGAAUUCCAUGUGUUCAGCUUUUUCUUUUCUGUUUUUUCUUAAUGCUAACUUUUAAAGGAAGAAAUUGUCCGAUUUGGAUUUUAUCAACUUUUUAUUAAGUUUUCAUUUUGUUUAAAUUACUGGGAGUCAAGGGAUAACUUCACAUUCCUCGUUUCCUGGGAGUUGACUAAAAGUUUACCCUUUAUUACUUGAUAAGAAGUACAAUUUUCAGUGUUUUGAUAACAUGUAGAGUAAGUAUCACUAUACAUAUUGUAAUUAGUGCAUUCUCUACAAUAUAAUGUAUAUUCAUUUUUUAA
Penaeus chinensis is the source of this 1217-nucleotide messenger RNA. RefSeq names its product histone H2A.V (gene His2Av). Lineage: Eukaryota; Metazoa; Arthropoda; Malacostraca; Decapoda; Penaeidae. Gene Ontology annotation, molecular function: structural constituent of chromatin; protein heterodimerization activity; DNA binding. Bases 81 to 467 code for a protein of 128 amino acids. The record is from RefSeq and is a predicted model, not a curated record. Gene Ontology annotation, cellular component: nucleosome. The transcript has 4 exons.